Messenger RNA from Cimex lectularius (bed bug), 1043 nucleotides. Its product is annotated as DNA mismatch repair protein Mlh3-like. The transcript has 8 exons. Bases 1 to 954 code for a protein of 317 amino acids. Gene Ontology annotation, molecular function: ATP-dependent DNA damage sensor activity; ATP hydrolysis activity; ATP binding. Gene Ontology annotation, cellular component: mismatch repair complex. Lineage: Eukaryota; Metazoa; Arthropoda; Insecta; Hemiptera; Cimicidae. The record is from RefSeq and is a predicted model, not a curated record. Gene Ontology annotation, biological process: mismatch repair.
AUGGUUAAACACAAUGAGCAUGUGUCACAGAGAAAAUUGCAAAAUGCUAACACAAAUACGACUUUUGUGUUUUCGUGCAAUUAUAACAACUACUCAAGAGCAAGUCUGAAAAAUUGUUUCGCACAAAUUCCUCAAGAAUUGUUAGAAAUGCCUGAACAGUGUCAAAUGGAUACAAUUGAUGAAAGUUGUUUCGACAAAACUUUUGUCGACAUAGAUAAGCAAAUUACAAUAAUUAACCAAAGCUUCCAAAAUGAAGGUAUAGUUUUUUCAAAAGAAUUUUUCAAGCAGAUUCAGAUUGUCGGACAAAUUGAAAAUAAAUUUAUUGCUGCCAUAUAUGUAUCAUUUUCAAAUAAUUAUACUCCAUAUAUUAUUCUAUUUGAUCAGCAUGCAGUCGAUGAAAGAAUUCAAUUAGAGGCAUUGAUAAAAGCGGAGGUCCAUGAAAAUGGGCAGUUUUAUUCUACUUCUCUCGAAUAUCCAAUUAGAUUUGAAGUGUCAGGCGAAGAAUUGCAAAUAUUGAUUUCUAUGUCAUAUCGUCUAAAGAAUAUUGGUUUCAAUAUUUGUGCUGAUAAAGUUAAUUCGAUGCUGAUUGUUUCAUCAAUACCGACACUCCUUUGCAAAUAUGUUAAAUUAAAUCAACAAAUCAAAAUGCCCGACGUUAUUAGAGAUGUUAUGAAGAAUGAGAUGAUCUUUUUUCAAGAAAAUGGACGACUAUCAUCCACGUUUCCAUUUACCUACCAUAAAAUACUCUGCAGAGAAGCUUGUAAACGAGCAAUCAAAUUUGGCCAACAAUUGUUUAAAAACGAAAUCGAACAUUUGUUUAAAAGUUUGUCACAAUGUCAAGCACCAUUUCAAUGUGCUCAUGGGAGACCGAUAUUAACUGUCCUUUCUGAAUUCAUAGAUCAAGAAUCUAAGAUUGUGGCACCCAGUCUUCAAAACAUUACACUUUCUCAAUAAGCGGAAAAAAUAUAAAUCUCAGGAUAAAAGAUAAAUACAAAGGAGCAAACAUUCUGAUUAAUGACAGCUAUUUAAUUUCUAAAUUUUUC